This is a messenger RNA of Pteropus alecto (black flying fox), 8240 nucleotides long. It is a transcript of the gene MYLK, whose product is annotated as myosin light chain kinase. Gene Ontology annotation, molecular function: myosin light chain kinase activity; ATP binding; protein binding. The coding region runs from base 489 to 6446 and encodes 1985 amino acids. Gene Ontology annotation, biological process: protein phosphorylation; tonic smooth muscle contraction. NCBI's taxonomy places the organism in Eukaryota, Metazoa, Chordata, Mammalia, Chiroptera, Pteropodidae. Gene Ontology annotation, cellular component: stress fiber; cleavage furrow; cytoplasm. The record is from RefSeq and is a predicted model, not a curated record. The transcript has 34 exons.
CGGCGUCCGCAGUUUGAGUCCGGACGUGGAGCGCCGCGCUCUCAGUCGCUUGCCUUUACGCGCGUUCGAUCCGGACUCACACUUGCUCACUCUCUCGCCGGGCCGCUCACCCCCACUCGGCUCCGUUCGGUCCCGGACGCGCCUCACCGGUUCCCCGCACCGCCGGGUCGGCAGCCGGCGGCGAAGCAAGUGCUGAGCCUGCGCUGCGCGCUCGCGGCUGGGGCUCUCCCGCCUAGCGCGGUGCCUCAGCUCCCCCGCCGCCUUCGCCGCGCGGGUUCAAAGGCUACAUUGAUGAAAACCUGGCAGGAAUCAAAGAAGGACAAGACAUCUUACUGAUAGUGCUGAAGGACACAACAAAAAGUAAUUCUGAAGGAAAUGCUACUAUAACAAACUGGUCUUCCCUCUUGAAGCUCUCCACCUCUGAUCAUUUGCCAGCAACAUCUCCCUACUUCUCAGAGUCUGGAGAAGGUCUAACAAGUUCUCAGACAAUGGGGGAUGUGAAGCUGGCUUCCUCGACACACGUUUCUAAAACCUCCUUCAGUAUGGAUCCCUCGAGAGCUGGCUCCAUGCCCCUGACCGAGGCCCCGGCUUUCAUUUUGCCCCCUAGGAACCUCUGCAUCAAAGAAGGAGCCACUGCCAAGUUUGAAGGGAGGGUCCGGGGAUACCCAGAGCCCCAAGUGAUGUGGCACAGAAAUGGGCAACCCAUCACCAGUGGAGGCCGCUUCCGGCUGGAUUGUGGUAUCCGAGGGAGUUUCAGCCUUGUGAUUCAUUCUGUCCAUGAGGAAGACAAAGGAAAGUAUACCUGCGAAGCCACCAAUGGUAGUGGUGCCCGCCAGGUGACAGUGGAGUUGACAGUAGAAGGGGGCUUUGUGAAGAAGCAUGGUCAACCUGUUUCCAAAACCUUGGGGGAAAGAUUCUUAUCCCCUGCAGUGGAGACCCGUCCUAGCAUCUGGGGAGAGUGCCCCCCAAAGUUUGCUACCAAGCUGGGUCGAGCUGUGGUCAAAGAAGGACAGAUGGGACGAUUCUCCUGCAAGAUCACUGGCCGGCCCCAACCACAGGUCACCUGGCUCAAGGGAGAUGUUCCCCUGCAGCCAAGUGCCCGUGUGUCCAUGUCUGAGAAGAAUGGGAUGCAAGUUCUGGAAAUCCAUGAGGUCAACCAAGACGAUUUGGGGGUGUACACGUGCAUGGUGGUGAACGGGUCAGGGAAGGCCUCCAUGUCAGCUGAGCUUUCCAUCCAAGGUUUGGACAAUGCCAAUAGGUCGUUUGUGAGGGGAACAAAGGCAGCCAAUUCAGAUAUCAGAAAGGAGGUGACCAACGGAAUUGCACAGGAGCCAAAAAUGGACAGCCUGGAGACUAUAGCUGAAAGUAAGAACUGCUCCAGCACCCAGAGAGGCGGCUCCCCGACCUGGGCCACAAGUACCCAGCCUCAGCCCCUGAGGGAAUCCAAGCUGGAUCUGUUCGAGGACUCAUCUCGAAAGGCCCUGAGGACCCCCGUCCUGCAGAAGACUUCCAGCACCAUCACCCUGCAGGCCACAAAAGUCCAGCCGGAACCAAGAGCACCAGUCUCGGGGCCUUUCUCUCCUGGAGAAAAGAGGGAGAAGCCAGCUGCUCCCCCUCCAGCCACCCUUCCCACAAGGCAGUCUGGCCUGAGAAGCCAAGAAGUUGUGAGCAAGGUUGCUACCAGGAAAAUCCCCAUGGAGAGCCAAAGGGAUUCAACAUUCCCCAAAUUUGAGAGCAAGCCCCAAAGCCAGGAAGUCCGUGAGGAUCAAACAGUCAAGUUCAGGUGUGAGGUUUCAGGGAUCCCAAAGCCCCAAGUGACCUGGUUCCUGGAAGGUGCUCCCGUGAGGAGACGAGAAGGCACCAUUGAGAUUUAUGAAGAUGGCGGGUCCCAUUACCUCUGCUUGCUGCGAGCCCGGGCGAGAGACAGUGGGAACUACAGCUGCAUAGCCUCCAAUGUCCGAGGCCAGGUGUCCUGUGACUGGACCCUCCUCGUGAAAAGACUGGCUAGGAUGGAGGUGGCCCCCUCAUUCUCCAGUGUCCUAAAGGACUGUAGCGUCAUUGAAGGCCAGGACUUUGUGCUACAAUGCUCUGUGCUGGGAACCCCAGCACCCCAAAUUACUUGGCUGCUCAAUGAGCAGCCCAUCCAGUACGCUCACUCUACCUGCGCAGCUGGCAUGGCAGAGCUCCACAUCCAGGAUGCCCUGCCCGAAGACGAUGGCAUCUACACCUGUCUGGCUGAGAACACCUUAGGGCAGGUGUCCUGCAGCGCCCGGGUCACUGUCCACGAAAAGAAGAGUGACGGGAAGAGUGAAUAUUUUCUGCCCACAGCUCCUGGCAAGCCCGUCGCACCUCUGUUCCUGCAGGGCCUCUCUGAUCUCAAAGUCAUGGAUGGAAGCCAGGUCACCAUGACAGUCCAGGUGUCAGGGAACCCACCCCCUGAAGUCAUCUGGCUUCACAAUGGGACUGAGAUCCAGGAGUCAGAGGACUUUCACUUCGAACAGAGAGGCACUCGACACAGCCUUUGUAUCCAGGAGGUGUUCCCAGAGGACACGGGCACAUACACCUGUGAAGCCUGGAAUAGCGCCGGAGCUGUUCGCACCCAGGCCGUGCUCACGGUGCAAGAGCCACAGGACGGCACCCAGCCCUGGUUCAUCAGCAAGCCUCGCUCAGUGACAGCCUCCCUGGGCCAGAGUGUCCUCAUCUCCUGUGCCAUAGCUGGUGACCCCUUCCCCACUGUGCACUGGCUCCGAGAUGGCAAGGCCCUCUCCAAAGACACCGGCCACUUCGAAGUGCUACAGAAUGAGGACGUGUUCACCCUGGUUCUAAAAAAUGUGCAGCCCUGGCAUGCUGGCCAGUAUGAGAUCUUGCUUAAGAAUCGCGUUGGUGAAUGCAGUUGCCAGGUGUCGCUGAUGCUACAGAGCAGCCCUGCCCGAGUUACCCUGUGGGGGAGGGAGCCUGCCAGCUGUGAGGGCCUCUGCGGCCGAGGAGUUGUUGCCGAUGGUGGUGGUGGUGACUGCUAUGGGACCCUGAGGCCCGGCUGGCCAGCAAGAGGGCAAGGUUGGCCAGAGGAGGAGGAAGGUGAAGGUGUGCGGGGGGUGCUGAAGAGGCGCGUAGAGACGCGGCAGCACACGGAGGAGGCCAUCCGCCAGCAGGAGGUGGAGCAGCUGGACUUCCGUGACCUCCUGGGGAAGAAGGUGAGUACCAAGACCGUGUCGGAAGAAGACCUGAAAGAGAUCCCAGCUGAGCAGAUGGAUUUCCGCGCCAACUUGCAACGGCAAGUGAAGCCAAAGACUGUGUCUGAGGAAGAAAGGAAGGUGCACAGCCCCCAGCAGGUUGAUUUCCGCUCUGUCCUGGCCAAAAAGGGGACUCCCAAGACCCCAGUGCCUGAGAAGGUACCACCUCCAAAACCUGCCACCCCAGAUUUUCGCUCAGUGCUGGGCAGCAAGAAAAAAUUACCAACAGAGAACGGUAGCAACAAUGCUGAGGCCUUGAAUGCCAAGGCGGCAGAAAGUCUCAAGGCCGUGGGCAAUACCCAGCCUUCAGGGUCCUUGAAACCUGUGGGCAAUGCCAAGCCUGCCGAGACCCCAAAACCAGUGGGUAACACCAAGCCAGCCGAGACCCUGAAACCUGUGGGCAAUGCCAAACCUGCCGAGAUCUCAAAACUUGUGGGCAAUGCCAAACCGGCCGAGUCCGUGAAACCUGUGGGCAAUGCCAAGCCUGCCGAGAGCCAAAAACCUGUGGGCAACACCAAACCGGCCGAGAUCCUGAAACCUGUGGGCAAUGCCAAGCCUUCUGAGACCCCAAAACCUGUGGGCAACGCCAAACCAGCCGAGACCCCAAAACCUGUGGGCAAUGCCAAGCCAGAAGAGACUCCAAAACCAGCUGAGAAAGAACUCAAGAAGGAGGUUAAGAAUGAUGUGAACUACAAGAGAGGGCUUUCAGGGGCCACAGAUAAUGAGAAAAAAUCAGAAAGCCAAGGGACAGCCCCAACUUUCAAGGAGAAGCUACGAGAUGUCCAUGUGGCAGAGGGUGAGAAGCUGCUACUCCAGUGCCAGGUGUCCUCUGAUCCCCCAGCCACCAUCACCUGGACACUGAAUGGAAAAACACUCAAGACUACCAAAUUCAUCAUCCUCUCCCAAGAAGGCUCACUCUGCUCCGUCUCCAUCGAGAAGGCACUGCCAGAGGACAGAGGCUUAUACAAGUGUUUAGCCAAGAAUGGCGCCGGCCAGGCUGAGUGCUCCUGCCAAGUCACUGUGGACGCUGCUCCCGCCAGUGAGAAUGCCAAAGCCCCAGAGAUGAAAUCCCGGAGGCCCAAGAGCUCACUUCCUCCCGUGCUAGGAACAGAGAGUGAUGCAACUGUGAAAAAGAAACCUGCACCCAAGACACCUCCGAAGGCAGCCAUGCCCCCUCAGAUCAUCCAGUUUCCUGAGGACCAAAAGGUGCGCGCAGGAGAGUCUGUGGAGCUGUUCAGUAAAGUGGCAGGCACCCAGCCCAUCACCUGCACCUGGAUGAAGUUCCGAAAGCAGAUCCAGGAGAGCGAGCACAUCAAGGUGGAGAACAGCGAGAGCGGCAGCAAGCUCACCAUCCUGGCCGCACGCCAGGAGCACUGUGGCUGCUACACACUGCUGGUGGAGAACAAGCUGGGCAGCAGGCAGGCUCAGGUCAACCUCACUGUGGUCGACAAGCCAGACCCCCCAGCCGGCACGCCUUGUGCCUCUGAUAUCCGGAGCUCCUCACUCACCCUGUCCUGGUACGGCUCCUCGUAUGAUGGGGGCAGCGCCGUACAAUCCUACAGCGUCGAGAUCUGGGACUCAGUGGACAAGAUGUGGAAGGAACUAGCCACAUGCCGCAGCACCUCAUUUAACGUCCAGGACCUGCUGCCUGACCGAGAGUAUAAAUUCCGUGUGUGUGCGAUCAAUGUGUACGGAACCAGUGAGCCGAGCCAGGAGUCUGAACUCACAGCGGUGGGAGAGAAACCUGAAGAGCCGAAGGAUGAAGUGGAGGUAUCAGAUGAUGAUGAAAAGGAGCCCGAGGUCGAUUACCGAACGGUGACAGUCAAUACCGAACAAAAGGUGUCUGACUUCUACGACAUCGAAGAGAGACUAGGAUCUGGGAAAUUUGGACAGGUUUUUCGACUUGUAGAAAAGAAAACUGGAAAAAUCUGGGCAGGUAAAUUCUUCAAGGCGUAUUCUGCAAAAGAGAAAGAGAAUAUCCGGCAGGAGAUCAGCAUCAUGAACUGUCUUCACCACCCCAAGCUGGUCCAGUGUGUGGAUGCCUUCGAAGAUAAGGCCAAUAUCGUCAUGGUCCUAGAGAUCGUGUCAGGGGGUGAGCUGUUCGAGCGCAUCAUCGACGAGGACUUUGAGCUGACAGAGCGAGAGUGCAUCAAGUACAUGAAGCAGAUCUCGGAGGGGGUGGAAUACAUCCACAAGCAAGGCAUCGUCCACCUGGACCUCAAGCCCGAGAACAUCAUGUGCGUCAACAAGACAGGCACCAGGAUCAAGCUCAUCGACUUCGGUCUGGCCAGAAGGCUGGAGAAUGCAGGGUCUCUGAAGGUCCUCUUUGGCACCCCGGAGUUUGUAGCACCUGAAGUGAUCAACUACGAGCCCAUUGGCUAUGCCACGGACAUGUGGAGCAUCGGGGUCAUCUGCUACAUCCUGGUCAGUGGACUUUCCCCCUUCAUGGGCGACAACGACAACGAAACCUUAGCCAACGUUACCUCAGCCACCUGGGACUUUGACGACGAGGCAUUCGAUGAGAUCUCCGAUGAUGCCAAGGAUUUUAUCAGCAACUUGCUGAAGAAAGAUAUGAAAAACCGCCUGGACUGCACCCAGUGCCUUCAGCAUCCAUGGCUAAUGAAAGACACCAAGAACAUGGAGGCCAAGAAGCUCUCCAAGGACCGGAUGAAGAAGUACAUGGCGAGAAGGAAAUGGCAGAAAACGGGCAAUGCUGUGAGAGCCAUUGGAAGAUUGUCCUCUAUGGCAAUGAUCUCAGGGCUCAGCGGCAGGAAAUCCUCAACAGGGUCACCAACCAGCCCACUCAACGCAGAAAAACUAGAAUCUGAAGGAGAUGUCUCCCAAGCUUUCCUGGAGGCUGUCGCCGAGGAAAAGCCCCAUGUAAAACCCUAUUUCUCUAAGACCAUUCGUGAUUUAGAAGUCGUGGAGGGAAGUGCUGCUAGAUUUGACUGCAAGAUUGAAGGAUACCCAGACCCUGAGGUUGUCUGGUUCAAAGAUGACCAAUCGAUCAGGGAGUCUCGCCACUUCCAGAUAGACUACGAUGAGGAUGGGAACUGCUCUUUAAUCAUUAGCGAUGUUUGCGGGGAUGACGAUGCCAAGUACACCUGCAAGGCUGUCAACAGUCUUGGAGAAGCCACCUGCACAGCUGAGCUCAUUGUGGAAACCAUGGAGGAAGGAGAAGGGGAAGGGGAAGAGGAAGAAGAGGAAGAGUGAAACAAAGCCAGAGAGAAGCAGUUUCUAAGUCAUAUUACAAAGACUUUCUCUAAAGCUCAAAAAAUCCAAGAUAGUAAAAACACCUGGUGUGAUAGAUUAUCUAGUUAGGCCAUUUGGGGGUUGAUUCUUCAGCAACAACAGUUGAUACCUAGCAGCGUCAUUGAUGGGCAUUAAUUUGAAUUAGCUGGCACCUUAAGAUAGUAGUUCAGCUAGAUUUCAUUUUCGGAAAUCACCAGUAACUUGCAAUUGAUUUUAGAGACAAAGUAACCAAAAAGAUAUAUUUUUCUGGGCAAAAUCACAAAUUCCCCAACUGAAAGCAUUCAUGAAAAAUAAGGCCCUGUGGCCACCGCUCAGCCCAGAGGGUCCCUGGAGAUGGAAGUCUCUUUCUCCCAGCUCCUUAUCCCAGAGAACUGGGCCUUCUCCAGUACUGCCGCACUUCAUUCUGAAAGCAGUUGAGCCAUUUUAACUUACGAGACACAUUUUAUUCCAAAGUAUGUGGAGACAUUCAGACUUUUCACUUCGCCCAUUCUACCUGCCAGUUUUCCUGGAUCUGAACUUGCCAUGAGUUUAAGCAUUAAAGACAUUACACUUCUUAGAUUCUGAAGACAGGUUCCUUGCUCAUGGAUGACUGGCUUCCUUAGGAAAAUAGAAUCUUCUUUCUUCCAAAAUCAGUAGGGAAAUCUAAACUUAUCCCCUCUUUGCAGAUGUCUAGCAGCUUCAGACAUUUUUAUAAGAACCUGUGAAAAAAAGUCCUUGCUAAUGUGCUUUUCUUCUGAAACCAGGAUUCGUAUUUGUGCUGUUACAGAAUAUCAGCUCUGCCUGCAUGGUAAAGGUUUUUGUGUUUGUGUAAAAAAACCAGUUUGCUCAAAAGUUAGUUUUAAUUAUUUAUUGGCCACUAUGAAACAUUUCAACUGAUGAAAAGCUGUAGAACUCUACAUACUUUGGAGUCUCUCUCCUUCAGGAUAGUCUGAGUUUAAUACACUUUGAUUCUAAACACUCUGCAGAGAACUCUUCUUCCAUUAUGGGUUCCACCGUGGUUUUUUGUUGUUUUUUUUUUUCUUGAAUGUACAUCAAUCAUGCCUUGCCCCCAACCUUGAACUAUGUUCUUAGAUCUGAUAAAUGCACUCAGACUUGCAUCUUUAGGAAUUUUUAACUUUGUUUCACGACAUUGGCACUUAAAAUUUUCUUUAUAAAACUUUUCGAAGGUCAUAAACAAAGACCAUAAACUGAUAUGCCUAAUACAUUUCCUCUGUGUGUGUGUGUAACAUUCCAAAUACUCUUUUCUUUUCCACGUUUGUAAAGUGCAGCAAUUUAAUACUUCAAAGGACUUUUUAAUAGUUCCUUAAGAACUAACUUUAUAUUACUUCAGUGCAAUCCUACACAGUAUCAACAUUAGUAUUUUGAUAUUACUUAGUCUUUUGUUAUCUUCCAGUCAUCUAUCUUAUCUGCUUUUUGCUGCUAGUUUCAAAUUGCCAGUAUCUCGUUUGCUUUUUAAACAGUUACAAUAUUUUUCAUAACAGCCACAGUAUUGCCACAGUUUAUUAUAACAAAGGGUUUUAAUUUGAUUUAGAGCAUUCAAAGCUUUUUUCAUCACUUUUGUUUACUAUAAUCUUUGUACGCGUGUAUGUUGUAUGUGUGCGUGCAUGUGUAGUGUGUACGUUUGUUUACAAGUUUUUAAUGCCUUCUUGAAAUUGUGUUAAUGUUCUCCCAGUUUAUUAUGCCAUCAGAAUGGUAAAUGAGAACACUACAACUGUAGUUAGCUCACAAUUUUUAAAUAAAGAAUACCACAGUGCA